Messenger RNA from Chanos chanos (milkfish), 1992 nucleotides. RefSeq lists its product as uncharacterized. The record is from RefSeq and is a predicted model, not a curated record. The coding region runs from base 320 to 937 and encodes 205 amino acids. The transcript is spliced from 7 exons. Lineage: Eukaryota; Metazoa; Chordata; Actinopteri; Gonorynchiformes; Chanidae.
UGGAGAAGUGGGCGGUGAAAAGUGUUCUAUAAACAUCUGGCCGUAGAACGUCGACGUGUAGGCCUAAUACACGAAUAUAUGCAAAUACAUAUGUCCAGGAGGGGUAUUGUUUGGAAUCAGGGACAGUAACAAUACAGAACAGUUGAAUUUGGAAGCAAAGGUUUCAAAAGUUUAGAGUUGAAAAUUGCUCGCUGUGCACAGAUACACGAAUAGGCUACAGAAAAAAGAGGGCGUCUUCUGUCCUGAAAACGAGGUUCUUGUGAAUGUUUGGACUUCCAGCAGUAUACAGAAAAUCGCUAAGCCUCUCUGAUACGCGAGGAUGUCAGACCCAAUCGAAUCUGGGACCAGUGACGUAGUUCCACCAGCUGAUGGUCCCCAGAACCCAAGUUCGGGGACACCGCUUGUGGAAGUGACGUUUCAGAAAACCGAGCAUAAACACAAGUAUCUGGAAGCGGAGCCUAAAAUCCUAGGGAUUACUCAGAUUAUGCUGAGUGUCUUUCAGAUUCUCUCGACAUCCUCAUCCUAUUCCUGGCUCUUAAACGUUGCAAGCCCUUUGUUGUCCAUACCUGUAAUCAUAGCUGGAAGUGUGACGUUGGCUGCUCAGAAUUUGCAUCUUCCAACGAUCAAGGCCUGUUUGGCGAUGCAAGUUCUGGCAUGUGUUGCAUCUGUGUUCAACUUCCUGCUCAGUACCAUGGAAUUAUCCGAAGGUUUUGCAAGCCAUAUUUGCUGGAUGCAUGAAAACGGCACUGAAGUCAAAGUUUGCAGAUGGGUAACGUCGGUGGCUGACCACCUAGUCGCUGGAGAGAUGCUUGUUCUUGCGGCUCAGAUUGCUAUUUCUGCCACAGUGGCUGCCUACUGUUGUAAAGUAGUGCAGUGCUGUUCUCCAAGGGCUCACAUGCCCGUGAUCACAGUUACUGUACCCCCUGCUCCGCAAUGAAAAAGAGAUGGGGAGGUUGUAAGACGGUACUGAAGAACACUGACAAAGACAAGAGGUGAAGAAAUGUAGCCAAACAUCAUCUACCCAUGAUUUACCUACCUGCAUACACUUAUUAACCAUCACUAUCAGCAAGUCAUAUGUCAUACAAUAAUGUUGUAUUUCCAUUUUUACAUGUCAUUUUUACAUAUUUACUCUUGAAUGGAAAUAUACAAAUAUAAUCAAUUUAUUAUAGAACAUUAAAUUAGAAAUGAAUGUCGUAUUUACCAUAACUUUGUUCUAUCUUAAAAAUUAGUAUUCCUGAAAUGAAAUGAGAUGUUGUGUUCUAAUUUUGAUGUACACAAGUCAAGUUAUUGGCUUCUUACGGCUCACUAACCACUUCAUGCUAAUGUAACACGUACCCUCCCAAGGCAAUGAAGCUGUGCUUUUACAGAGAUAGACAGGGAAAAAAACUCUAAAUCAGUCUGUUAGAGGGUAAAGCAGAUGAAAGUUGAGCAGAAGAGGUUUGGAUGUUCUUCCACUGAGAAAUUUGGAUUUAUACACCCAGUUUGGUUUGUUUUAAAGACUUUUCUUUUGGAAUCUAAAAUUUACUGCACAACGUCCUUGAAAACCUUGGACAUAUCCAUCACAUGAAUGAAAAUAUUUUGCUUGGACAUGCAAUGAGCUUUCAGCACAGAUGCAUCAAAGUUAUGCUUCAAAUAUAACUUCAUCUGAUGCCUGUUGUUACGGUGCACUGAAUAGACAGUGAAUAAUUCCCUCUGCCAAAAUCCCCAGUUUUUUAGAGUGAAAUGUGGUGAUAUACUUUGAAAUUUCUGGGUGGGAGGACACCUAGACUGCUGCUGUUUUCAGUCACAACUGGCCUUGUUUUGGUACGCACUGAAUUUAAUACAGUGGAAUUACAUAUAUGAAAUAUACUACGGGAAAAAAAACCUUCUAAUCUAAUGUUUACUGUCAGUAUAUGAAAAACUGACAGUAUGUCAGUGUUUUAUUGUUACAUUCAUCAUCACAUUUAUUACCACAAUUAAAAUACUUAAUAUUAAAAUACUGAUGAUUUUUUA